Messenger RNA from Entrophospora sp. SA101, 1263 nucleotides. The record is from the annotation of a GenBank genome assembly. NCBI's taxonomy places the organism in Eukaryota, Fungi, Glomeromycota, Glomeromycetes, Entrophosporales, Entrophosporaceae.
AUGCUAACAACUGCUAAUCAUCUAAGUUACCAACAAAAAAUCAAUAAUGGUAGUUUCUAUACCCCUCCGGAAUUGGUUAACUAUGUUUGGGAAUUAGUCAAUCCUUUGCGGACACGACCAAAAACACUAGCCGAAUAUGGUAUUAAAGACAAUCAAAAGUUGAUAAUCAUUGGUAAUCCUCCCUACAAUGAUACAACUUCUUUAAAAGCCGAAAAAAUCAAAGAAAACGCUCAAAAUAUUUUACCCAUUGACCCACAAAUAAAAUCACGAGAUUUAGGAAUUAGCUUUUUACGCAGUUAUUACCAAUUAAAGGCCGAUUAUGUUUGUGUUCUCCAUCCAUUAAGUUAUUUAGUUAAAGAAACUAAUUUCAACAGUUUAAAAGAAUUUAAAGAUAAUUACUGCUUAUUAAAGUCUUUGGUAAUUGAUAGCAAAAAAUUUAGUGAUGCCAAAGGGGCUUCUUUUCCUGUUUCUAUUUCCUUAUAUCAGCUAGAUAAAAACGGAAUGGAUUAUGAAUAUAUUAGAAAUUUCCCUUUUCAAUUAGAGAAUGGCAAACAAUUUUCGCUCAAUUCUUUUCAAUUUUUAACUAAUUUAGUUGACAAAUAUCCCAAAAAAACUCUUUCGGAUGAAUAUUUAGAUAACUUAUUCUUUUUUACUUUUCGGGAUAUCAAUUCAAUUAUGCGAAAUAGGACUUUUAUUCAAGAAUUCAAUAAUUACAGUGAAACUAAUCCUAAUUUUGACAAGUUUCAUAAAUUAACCCUCAACAAAAUAAAGAUAGUUGAUGAAAAAGAUAAUCCAACCGGCCGGUAUAUUUAUGAAUUAUCUGAUUUAUUAGUGGAAAUUCUGAGAAAAGGUUUUGUUAACUUAAAUUACCUGAGAAAACUACUCCAAGAAGUUCAAGACGAAAAGAAAUUUAUUGAGGAUGAAUUAGAAGUUUACCGAACUCAUCCCAAAGAGUAUAAAUUUAACGGAUAUACUUUUUGGAAAAGCACCAUCGGACAUCCGCUCCUAAUUUAUGAAGUAAGUGGUUUGAUAUUGAAAAUAGAGAUAAUUAUUAAAGAAAAACAAAAAGCGAUUGGUAUUCAGCCCAUGCUCUAUUUAUGUAUCCCUAUUAAAUUGGUGGAGGAAUACCCCGAAAUAGAGAACCAAUUAGCCGAAACUAAACAGACUGCAACUUAUUUAAUCACUAAAAAUAAUUUUCAAUUUGUUAUCGAAACUAUAAAAAUCUUUUCUAUUUUGGAGAAAGCACCAAAAAGACAUUGUUAA